This is a messenger RNA of Cannabis sativa, 2481 nucleotides long. Its product is annotated as protein FAR1-RELATED SEQUENCE 5-like. Gene Ontology annotation, molecular function: zinc ion binding. The record is from RefSeq and is a predicted model, not a curated record. Gene Ontology annotation, biological process: regulation of DNA-templated transcription. Lineage: Eukaryota; Viridiplantae; Streptophyta; Magnoliopsida; Rosales; Cannabaceae. The coding region runs from base 1 to 2481 and encodes 826 amino acids. The transcript has a single exon.
AUGGGUGAUUUCAAUGAAGAACAAGUUAGUAAUAAUUACUUUGCAGAACAAACUGAGGACAAGUGGAUUAUAGCUGCUGAAAAGUUAGAAAUCUUCAAGGACCCAAUUGAACUUGUUCGGGAGGACUUGGUAGGAAAACAGUUCUUGACAUUUGAAGAUGCAGAGUUCUUUAUCCACCAAUACUCAAACAUGAUCGGUUUCAGUCUAAGGAAAGGAAAAGUUAAAAGACAAUUUGGGGGUGCUAUAAAAUAUCGCCAGUGGGUGUGCUCUAAGGAAGGACAUCGUGAAUUGAAAUGGAUUAAAAACUUGAACCGCAAAAGAGAGCCGAGGGCUAUUACUAGGGUAGGUUGCAAGUUUCUAUUUAGAGUUUCCCUGAGAAAGCAGGACAGGAAAUGGUAUUGCAAGGAAUUUCGUCCAACACACUCCCACCCCUUGGUCAUUGCCGGGCAUCGACAAUUCAUUCGCUCGAACCGAAUUAUACCGGAUGGGAUGUUAAUGGAUGCCACUUGUAUGAAGAGUGCAGGGAUAAAAACAUGCCAAAUUUACUCUUAUAUGGCAGAAUUAGUUGGGGGUUAUGGGAAACUGUCUUUCCUACCUAAAGAUUUGUAUAAUCGAGUUGCAAAGAAUGAAUCAGUGCACUUAAAAAAUGCUGAUGCAGCAAGGGCUAUCGGCUAUUUCCAACAUAAGGCAGAUCAUGAUGUAGAUUGUUUUUGUAGAUUUAGCUAUGAUGGCAAUAACCGCCUAUUGAAUGUGAUGUGGGCUGACUCAAAAUCUCGAGAAGACUACCAUUUGUUUGGCCAUUCAGUUGCCUUUGAUUCCACGUACAAGACAAACGCCUAUGGGAAGCCACUUCUGGUUUGGUUAGGGGUCAAUAAUCAUUUCAGGUCAACAAUUUUUGGGUUCGCUUUGCUAUCUGACGAGUCCUCAGAUACGUAUACAUGGGCAACAAAAACAUUUAUAGACUGCAUGGGAGGGGUUACACCAAAGACGGUCGUCACAGAUGGUGAUCCAGCAAUAAGACUUGCAAUCAAUGUAACCAUGCCUGAAGUUGUUCAUAGAUUAUGUUAUUGGCACAUCCACAAGAAGGCCGCGAUAGCUGUGAAGGAUCCAGAGUUUUUAAGGAAGCUCAAUAAAUUAUUCUUUAACUAUUACUCUGUCGAUGAGUUUGAAACUUUAUGGAUAGAUUUAAUUGAAGAAUAUGGGCUCCAAAAAAACGAGUGGGCAAAGUGGAUGACCGAUAGAAAAGAGCAAUGGGCAGAGGCAUACCUGAGAGGUAAUUUCUUUGCUGGAAUGACAACAACACAAAGGUGUGAGGGCAUGCAUGCUCUACUUAAAAAGAGAGUGAAUGAGAAGAUGAAAAUGUAUGAAUUUGUUCGUGCUAUUGAUGUGGGAAUGUCAUUUCUAAGAACUCGAGACGCCAAGGAUGACUAUGACACGAUGAAUACUAUGCCGUUGCUUCAGCAGACAAACAUGGCACAUAUCGAGGAGGAGGCAGCAAAAUUGUACACAAGAAAUAUGUUUUUCCGAGUUCGUGCUCAAAUAGAAAAAGAAGCAAGGUACAUGGUAGAUUCUUCAACAAAAGAAGAUGAUAUGGUGGUCGUUCGAUUGACAAAAACACCUCUUUUUGACACGCUGCAUAGAACAGUAUAUCUAGACUUGUCAACUGGUUCAAUAGGUUGUGAAUGUCAAUAUUUCCCGACCUAUGGCAUCCCAUGCCGACAUAUAUUCUGUGUCAUGAAAAAAUUCAAAGUGACUUCAAUUCCAAAGUCUUUGGUGAUUACACAAUGGACAAUACAUGCACGAGAGGUACAAGAAAUACCAGACGAAAGUUCUACUCGAUGCAGCUUCACAUGUCGUAAAGACAAAAUUCGUUUUGGUAAUAUUUCAACCCAGCUUUACCAAAUUUCUUUCCUUGCUUGUACGAGUGACAAUCUUUUGAAUUUGGCAAAGAAGGAACUUGAGCAAUUAAUGUAUAGGCUACAAAAAAUUUCAUUAGAAGAAGAUGGAUACGAAGAGCCAAGUCAAUGUGACAAGAACAUGGAAUACGAUUUGAAUAACCCCCGAGUUAGCAAAAAUAAAGGGACCGGAAAAGUGGCUGGUACCUCGAGGCAAGUGAGGAAAAGAAAAUGCAGCAAAUGUGGAAUGUAUGGCCACAACAAAACAACCUGCAACAAAAAUAGAGAAGAGAAUAUAAAUAAUUCUGAUUUGGACAUAUCCAAUGGUGAAGGUGCAUAUGAAGACUGCAAUGUUUGGGAAGAUAAUGAACAUAAUGGGGUUUCAGAGGAGGAAUUUGUGUUUGAUGAAAAUAUAAAGUGUUGGGAAGAUGCUAAUCAAAGAAAAAAAGAAACACCUCAAACAACUGAUGUAGACCAGCACAAAUUUGAUGCAGCAUGUGUAGCGGAAGAAAGAAAGGAAAAAGAUGAUACAGAGACAAUAAGAAAUUGGUGGGGAGCACCUUAUGGAACUCAUGAUAUUCAAUAA